Messenger RNA from Hibiscus syriacus, 934 nucleotides. Its product is annotated as vacuolar protein-sorting-associated protein 37 homolog 1-like. The record is from RefSeq and is a predicted model, not a curated record. Gene Ontology annotation, cellular component: ESCRT I complex. The coding region runs from base 142 to 792 and encodes 216 amino acids. NCBI's taxonomy places the organism in Eukaryota, Viridiplantae, Streptophyta, Magnoliopsida, Malvales, Malvaceae. Gene Ontology annotation, biological process: protein targeting to vacuole; protein targeting to membrane; ubiquitin-dependent protein catabolic process via the multivesicular body sorting pathway. The transcript is spliced from 7 exons.
AACGAUAUGAAAGCAAACAGUAUUAUUUUCUCUUCUUUUUUGUGGAAUAUUGGGAUCAAUCAAAGCUUUCGGUUUGUUUUUUUAUUCGAUCAAUUGGAUUAAUUGAUUAUCCGGCGAUCAACAAGUCGACCUGUCUGAGCUAUGUUCAAGUUCAGGAAUUCACACGAGCAACAAGCUCAGCCACGUCCGCAGGAUGGCUCUUCCCGGCCGGCAACUCCGAGUAGUAGUGCUUCUAACAGCUUCAACUUGCCGAGGCCUGCAGAAUGGUCGCAUUCUCACUCGGUUUCACACACUAAAGCUGCUGGAGUCAUUGCUCUUUUAAAGGAAAAAAGUGUCGAUGAAUUACGGAAGCUUUUGUCUGAUAAGGACGCUUACAAUCGGUUCUUACAGUCAGUCGACCAGGUUAAGAUUCAAACCAAUAUAAGAGAUGAACUUCGCAAGGAGACUAUGCAGCUUGAUAGGAACAAUUUGGAUAAAGAACCACAAAUCAUGGAGCUAAGGAACCAGUGCAGAAUUAUCCGCACGACUGAAUUGGCCGCGUCUCAGGAAAAACUAAUCGAGCUCGAGAGACAGAUAGAAGAAACCCUGAAGCUCUACUCCCCUGCAUCGUUUAUGCAUAGGCUGCAAGAUGAAAUGAAUGCGACGGAAGUGGAAUCGGAAAUCUUGAACAGACAGCUCCUUGAUGGGGAAAUAGAUAUCGGGACCUUUGUGCAGAAGUACAAGAAGCUCCGGGGUAGUUACCACCGGCGAGCUCUCAUUCUUCUAGCUGCUAAAACAUCUCCGGUCGGAUGACGAAAACGACCGGAGAUAGUUAUUGGUUGUAUAUCUAUAUGCCUUCAUAUUGAUAAGACUGCUACUUGCAGCUUGGUGUAUGAAUGAUGAAAUCCAUAUAAGACUGUUACUCAUGUGCAUAUGAAUUAAGAGUUUGUUCGAG